Messenger RNA from Zophobas morio, 4646 nucleotides. RefSeq names its product carboxypeptidase D-like. Gene Ontology annotation, molecular function: zinc ion binding; metallocarboxypeptidase activity. The transcript has 14 exons. Gene Ontology annotation, biological process: peptide metabolic process; protein processing. Lineage: Eukaryota; Metazoa; Arthropoda; Insecta; Coleoptera; Tenebrionidae. The record is from RefSeq and is a predicted model, not a curated record. The coding region runs from base 102 to 4277 and encodes 1391 amino acids.
ACAUUUCGCGUUGACGUUUCCAAACAAACGUCAUUGUCGUCAUAUCAAUAUCGCGAAAAUGCUCUAAUUAUUAGUUAAUUUCCCGCACAAACCACGCAAUAAUGUAUCUGAAAGCAAUAUUCCUCGUUUUAGUGAUAGUGUCUAGUGAAUCUCACAGGAUUCGUUCGAAUCCCGCCGACGAAUCCUUCCUCAAUAACCCUCGUUACCUCAAUUACGACGAAUUGACGAAUUUGUUUAAACAGUUAGAGGCGGAACACCCGGAAAUCGCCAAAUUGAGAAGUGUGGGCAAAUCUGUGAAGAACCGCGAUUUGUGGGCGCUCGAAAUCAACAGCAAUGUGGCAAACAGGACGUUGCUUACACCCAUGUUCAAAUUUGUGGCGAAUAUGCACGGGGACGAGACCGUGGGGCGGCAGUUGAUGGUAUAUUUAGCGCAGUAUUUGAUUGACAACUACGGGAAGGACGAGAGGGUGACCAAGCUGGUGAACAGCACGGAUAUCUAUCUCAUGCCUUCUAUGAAUCCGGAUGGGUACGAGAACUCAGAGGAAGGCAUGUGCGAGUCAAAACCCGGUUAUACAGGUCGAGAAAACGAGAAUAGCAAGGACCUGAAUCGCGAUUUUCCGGAUCAGUUCGACUCUGUCCGUACCGGGACCAUAUUGGCGGGACGCCAGCCCGAAACAAUAGCUCUCAUGACCUGGAUCAUAUCGAGGCCAUUCGUCUUAUCGGGGAAUCUACAUGGGGGCGCUGUCGUUGCAAGUUACCCCUUUGACGACUCAGGUUCCAAGCGCCAAUGCUGCCGCGAAAGCAAAUCCCCCGACGACGCUCUCUUCAAAAAGCUCGCUCUCACCUACGCCCAGAACCACCCUCUCAUGAAGGGCGGUAGAGCGUGCCGAAGCGACCAAUUCGACCAAGGAAUCACCAACGGUGCCUUCUGGUACGAGGUCAGAGGCGGCAUGCAAGACUUUAACUACGUCCAUUCCAACUGCUUCGAAGUGACCUUCGAGCUCAGCUGCUGCAAAUUCCCGAAAGCAGAAACCCUCCCCACGGAGUGGGCCAACAACAAAGAGUCGAUAUUGCAGUUCAUAGAGGCCAGCCACUGGGGCGUCAAGGGCCUGGUGACCGACCGAAACGGCGAACCCGUCCUCGACGCCGACGUCGUCGUGGUGGGCGUCCGCCACAACAUCACCACCUCCAACCGGGGCGAGUACUGGCGGCUGCUGCUGCCGGGGGAGUACGAGAUGUACGCCGCCGCCUACGGGUUUCAGCCGUCGAAGCUAGUCAAAGUCGUCGUGGAGGCCGACCGCACCACCAUCCAGAACUUCAGCAUGGAGCGGUCGUCGGCAGAGAAAGAUGACUAUAAAAUUUUACUAAAUCAAACCCAGCGGACUUUCGACGUUUACGGUUUCUUGUCGAGUGAUAGUGACUUGUUCAAGCACCACCACUACCACGAAAUGGUGGAGUUCCUUAAGGAGAUCAAUGACUCCUAUCCCAACAUCACCCAUUUGCACUCUGUAGGAAAGUCGGUGCAGGGGAGGGAUUUGUGGGUGAUGGUUAUAAGUAGCACCCCUAUGAAACACACCCCAGGUAAACCUGAGUUCAAGUAUAUAGCGAAUAUGCACGGGAAUGAAAUAGUUGGUCGAGAAUUAUUAUUGUAUUUGAUGAAGUAUUUGUGCGAGCAUUACGGGGUUGACGAUAGAGUGACCAGGCUUUUGGAUGGUACAAGGAUUCAUUUAAUGCCCAGUAUGAACCCCGAUGGGUACGAAAGGAGCCAUGAAGGGGAUGAUUCGAGUGCCGUAGGAAGGGGUAAUGCAAAUAAUGUAGAUUUGAACAGGAAUUUUCCAGAUCAGUAUUAUAUUAAUGAGUUUAAUCGUGCUCUUCAACCGGAAACGAAGGCUGUGAUGGAUUGGAUAUUGUCGGAACCUUUCGUUUUAUCGGCAAACCUUCACAAUGGGGCUUUGGUUGCUAAUUACCCAUAUGAUGAUAAUCCACCGGGACAAGCAGGCGAGAAUUUGUCUCCAGACGAUGUUGUUUUUAAGUUCCUAGCGCACUCAUAUUCAGAUGCGCACAAGUCCAUGCACCAGGGCGCCGCGUGUCCGCUCUUCCCCGACGAGCGCUUCCAGGACGGCAUCACCAACGGCGCCAAGUGGUACUCCGUCAGCGGCGGCAUGCAGGACUGGAACUACCUCGUGGCCGGCUGCAUGGAGCUCACCAUCGAGAUCGGGUGCUAUAAAUACCCGUACGCCAAGGAGCUCCCUAGGUACUGGCUCGACAACCGCGACGCCCUGCUCACCUACAUGGAGCAGACCAACCGCGGCAUCCGCGGGUUCGUGCGCAGCACCAUCGGCCAGCCCAUCGAGGGCGCCAAGAUCCUGGUCGCGGGGGUGAGCCACUACGUGAAGUCGCACAAGGGCGGCGACUACUACAGGAUCCUGUUGCCGGGGAGGUACAACGUGACCAUCGAGGCGCCCGGCUACGAGAGCUACACCAACGAGGUGGUGGUGCCGCGCGAGGGCAGCGUGGACUACAACGUGAGCUUGAUGAAGGACGACCCGAUGCACUGGGCGGAUGGGUACGACUUCGGCAUCACCGAGAACGUGUUGAGGCCGAAAUAUCACAGUAAUGCGGAGGUGUACGAGAUCUUGGCAGGGAUGGAGAAUAGGUUCUCGGAUGUGGCAGCGUUCCAGAGCGGGGAUGAUUUCGUGUCCAUGACGGUGAGGUCGUUGAAGAUCACGCACGAGAUUGACUCAUCUGAAGAAACCAAAUUCCACGUGGCCAUCAUGGGCAACCUCUACGCCACCCAACCCAUCGGUCGCGAAAUCACCAUCGACUUAGCGCGCCAUCUGAUCCACGGCCACUCCAUCGGCGACCCCCAAAUCCUCACCAUCUUAAACAACACAGUCAUACACGUCAUACCCGUAAUAGACACGGCCUUCGAACAAAUAUGGGGCGACUACCCCAAAGAACUCACCACCGGUUGGAAAAAACCCACCCUCUACACUUGCAACAACAUCACGGCCGACUUCAAACAAGUCGGUGACCAGAUCAUAGGUGGCGUUCGCGUCAACGGAGGACUUAAGUCAGUUGCCACCGCGUUUAAGCACAUGUUGAUGGAGGAGAAGUUCGACUUGGUGUUGAACAUUGAGGGGGGAAGCGGGGGGAUAAUAUACCCGAAAACUGGCGCCAAAUUUGAAUUGUAUGGGGUGUAUGCGGAGGCGUACUUAAAGUCGGCGAAAGGGGGGGUUCAGUGUGAGAGGAACGUGAAAGGGACGGACGAUGAGAUCACCAGCGCCCUCUACCGAGAGUAUAAUGUGCCUGUGCUCACUGCUAAAGUGAGUUGUUGUGACUACCCAUUCGUCGGAGAUAUUCCGUAUAUAUGGCGACAAUCUCUGGCUCCGCUUAUGACAGUUCUGACCUUUACAACCACAGGAGUCCAAGGGUUCGUCCAAGACGAAAAGAUGGCGCCUAUGCGCAACGCAACUGUCAAAGUGAACGGCCUUGACCGCACCUUUGAUGUCACUAAAACCAGCGCCCACUUCAAAAUCAUGUUGCCCCCUGGCCAGUACACUUUCGAAGUGUCCUGCCACUACUACACCACCACCACCCUUGGCGUCACCGUCGUCCAAGGCCAACUGUCAUUCGUCCGUGUCAUCUUAACAAAAUCCACCACCAUCAACGUGGAAACCGACACGGAAUUGACCAAACCCUUGGUGGUAGACGGCGCUGUGACCUCGGGUAUUCGAGGUUACGUCAAAGACAACCUCAACCACCCAAUCCCAGCCGCCUUGGUUACCGUAGUCGAACAAAACGUGACCGUACUGUCGGACGAUAACGGCAAGUACGGCGUUCCCGUCCCCCCUGGAACGUACACGUUGGAGGUGAGCGCCUCCGGGUACCACAAAGAAAUCAAGUACAUGUCGGUGGACGACGUUUCCGUCAAUCCGCACAUCGUGAUCUUCACUCUAGUCAAGAAUACGAGCGUGUGGGGGAUGCCGCGAUUAGUUUUUGUUAUUUUUAUGGGCUUCGUGUGUUUCAUGGGGCUGGGGUUGGGGUUGUUGUGUUACCUGGGGUGUCGCAAGAGGAGCGAGUAUGGGUUGUUGUCGCAGAAUGCGUUCUAUGAGGAUUUUAGGGACUUCGACGAGUCGAAGGAGAAGGAGUUGUUCAGUAGGCCGCUGCCAGAGAAACCAGUGACGAGGCCGUAUUUCGACGACGACGAUUUUUCGGACGCUGAUGUGAGCUCGGACGAUGAGGACGACAUUGUGUUGCUGCAAUCGAAACAAUAGAGUACCUUAUUUUUCAGUGAUAUUGACAGUAGGACCAAAAAGUAGUUUGUGAUCUCCAUACUACUAAAAUUUUAUUUAAAUAAUCGGAGCAAAGAUUUAUUGUCGGUAGUAUUUUUGAUCGCGUAGCGUUAAAAAUUGACUAUAUUUUUUAUAAGGAAGAUUUUUGUAUAUACGGAUUUAGACUAUUCAUUGGUAGCUUGGAACUUUGUCGUUGUUAACUGAUGGGCAUCUUGUCCGACAUUCCGUUUUGUGUUAUAAUUGACAUCACUAGAAUGAUUAUUUUAUAUUUAUAAUAACAUUUACUUUUACCUAAACGUUAUAGUAGUGUUUUAAGUAGUCAAAAAGAAAUAAUAAACAGUGCAAUUUUAA